AUGGAGGAAUUGGAAGCUAAUUGUAUGCAAAUGGCUCCGUUACUUGAAAGCGAAGGAGACAACAAUCGGUUGCCAGAAGUUGGUGGGCUUAUAAAGGAUGCUGCUGCUGAAGAGCUAAAUCUAAAAGCCAGAAUUGAAGAGGCUGAGAAGCUGCUUGCAAAGAUCAGGCAAGAUAAGCUUGAGCUGGCUGAAGACAUAGCGCAAAGGGUGUGUGAUCGGAGAUGUACCCUUCUUCCUCGGUUGAACUGCUUAAUUAGUUAUGGAAGGGGACUCGAAUACUGCUUGACCCUGGAGAGGGAGAAAAUGAAUAUAUUGCAACUCUUUCUGCUUCGUUUCACAGACAAAGCUAACCAAAGAAAACCAAUUCAGCCCUGCUUGCCAGGAGAAGAGAUAGCUAAACGUAAAUUGAAUUUCAGGAUGGGACACGGAACCAAAAGUUUGGCUAAGGAAAAACAGCUUCUGAAACAGAUCAAUGUGAGCCAGAAGGAGGGUGUUUGUUUAUUUUCCUCAUUUGAAGAGGAAUAUCAUAUGCUUCCUGAAUUUUAUUCAUGGCGGCAUUACGAGAGACGGUAUCAGACCAAUCAGAGAAAUAUAGUUAAAUACCGCCUAAGACAAAUCCAACAACUUAAAUGGCAAAGGGAAAGUUUGGCAGUUCUAUUGCAAGGGCAAUGGGAUGAAGCUAUUGCUAAUGCUAGUGGGAAUGCUAACGCUUAUGCCAAUUCUGCUGCCAAUGCUGCUGCCAAUGCUAUUGCCAAGGGAAAGAUUUGGGAUUCUUUGGGUUCAAAAAAGUCCUUACUGGAACAAAUCGAAGUUACUGGUAAGGCGAUAGAUGGAUUAACUAAAUUACUGUUGGCUGUGCGGCCAAAAAUUAACCAAGUUGAGAAUGAAUUGAAGGUCGCUGAGAAAGAAAUAGAGACCUUGCAGAAAAAACUACCAUGGAUUGAUCAGAAGAAAGAUGAAGCACACCAAUGCAUUCACAAACUGAAAAAACAAGAGUGA
Messenger RNA from Prunus armeniaca (apricot), 999 nucleotides. The record is from the annotation of a GenBank genome assembly. NCBI's taxonomy places the organism in Eukaryota, Viridiplantae, Streptophyta, Magnoliopsida, Rosales, Rosaceae.